Messenger RNA from Psylliodes chrysocephalus, 1845 nucleotides. NCBI's taxonomy places the organism in Eukaryota, Metazoa, Arthropoda, Insecta, Coleoptera, Chrysomelidae. The record is from the annotation of a GenBank genome assembly.
GUUACGAAGGAAUUCAUAGAAAAAGUGAACGCGAAGUAUCGACGAAAAAUCGGUCCGGUUUCGUGGUCUACCGCGGUGCGAUUUUUGUACGCGCGGAAAUUCGACGUCGCCCGAGCUUUAACACUCUUCGACCAACACGAACAGACAAGACAACGCGAAGGCCUAGUAUGUUUCGACCCCAAGAGUGAACCUUUACGCUCAGAACUGGUCACAGGGAAAUUUACAAUAUUGCCAAAAAGAGAUUCGACAGAUGCCGCCAUAGCUGUGUUCACUGCUCAUAAGCAUUCACCUGUUAAUAGCACGCACCAAAUUACUUUACAGGGUGUAGUCUACCAGUUGGAUUGUGCCUUGCAAAACCCAUUGACCCAAAAAGCUGGUAUAGUCUUUAUAUACGAUAUGUCCAAUUCCAAAUAUUCUAAUUUUGAUUACGAUUUGUCGCAGAAAAUCCUCACUCUUCUAAAGGGUGGUUAUCCCGCCAAAUUAAAGAAGGUGUUGAUCGUUACCGCGCCCCUAUGGUUCAAGGCGCCGUUUAAAAUUCUUCGACUGUUUGUCCGUGAAAAAUUAAGGGAAAGAGUAUACACGGUGUCCGUUGCACAGUUAUCCAGUCACAUACCGAGGGAUUCGUUGCCCACCCAGCUGGGAGGCUCCCUAGUCCUGGACCAUAAUGGUUGGUUGUCGCACUGCGUUCUGUCAAUGACUAGUACAAGGGCCGAGUCGCCUAUUUCACAUUAUGAUGGUAAGACACCGUCGCCCCAAAAACGCACCUCAGCUCCAAGCGACAUUGAUAUUUCAGUAUCGGGCAAUGGCGUCGACAGUUGGGCAGAGGAGGCUAACUUGAAUCCCCCGAGCAGCGCUUCCAGCGGCUUUUCUGACGAUGACUCUCUACACGGAGAUGGAGCCGCUUUGACGGCAAUGCAAUUAGUUGAUUAUAUUAGGGAUAGAGGGCGACCUGGUCUAGUGCAGGAAUACGCCGAAAUCAGGUCUAGACCUCCUGAUGGAACAUUCAACAUAGCUAAAUCCAAAAAUAAUUUGCCCAAAAACAGAUAUACUGAUGUGCUGUGUUACGACCAUAGUCGAGUGAUUCUGUCCGAAUUGGACAAUGACAAAGAUAGUGAUUACAUUCAUGCGAAUUUCGUGGAUGGAUAUAAACAAAAGAAUGCUUUUAUUAAUACGCAAGGACCCCUUCCAAAAACGACGCCCGAUUUUUGGCGAAUGAUUUGGGAACAACAUACUUUAGUUAUUGUGAUGACAACACGAGCAAUGGAAAGGGGCAGGCCGAAAUGUCAUCAGUACUGGGAACCCGAUGUAGGCGCCGAAGUAACUUAUGGUCAAUUUUUGGUUAAAACUGAGGCUAUAGAAACAGAUACUGAAUACACUGUAACUACAAUUAGUCUAACAAAUAAUAAAACUGAAGAAACUCGGGAAGUUUCUCAUUGGCAAUUCACCUCGUGGCCAGAUUACGGAGUUCCGCAUUCGGCAAAAGCAAUGUUAGAGUUCCUAGAAAGAGUAAGGAGAAAACAGGCCAGUAUGGUAGUAGCUUUAGGAGAUACGUGGGCGGGACAUCCUAGGGGCCCUCCAAUCGUUGUGCACUGCAGUGCGGGUAUUGGUAGAACUGGUACAUUCUGUACAUUAGACAUCUGCAUCUCCAGAUUAGAAGACGUUGGAUCGGCAGAUAUAAGGGGUACCGUCGAAAGGAUAAGAUCGCAACGAGCUUAUUCCAUCCAAAUGCCUGACCAGUACAUUUUUUGCCAUUUGGCUCUUAUAGAGUACGCGCAGAUGAAGGGUCAUCUUCAGGCUGCUGACCUCAGUGGUUUCGAUCAACCUGCGGACGAGGAUUCUGACUAA